Neltuma alba is the source of this 3539-nucleotide messenger RNA. RefSeq names its product G-type lectin S-receptor-like serine/threonine-protein kinase At4g27290. The coding region runs from base 23 to 3133 and encodes 1036 amino acids. NCBI's taxonomy places the organism in Eukaryota, Viridiplantae, Streptophyta, Magnoliopsida, Fabales, Fabaceae. Gene Ontology annotation, cellular component: plasma membrane. Gene Ontology annotation, molecular function: protein serine/threonine kinase activity; ATP binding. Gene Ontology annotation, biological process: protein phosphorylation; recognition of pollen. The record is from RefSeq and is a predicted model, not a curated record. The transcript is spliced from 11 exons.
AUGCAAGGUCUCGAUAUGCAAAAUGAUGGAGAGUUUCAGAGUGAUGUAUCUGUACUUCUUGCUGCUAUGCUUUAUAAAACCGCUCACUUCACAAGACAGCAUCACUCCCGGAAACUUGAUUAGAGAGGGCGAGACUUUAGUUUCCUCAAAUGGGGAUUUUGAAUUUGGAUUCUUCCGCCCUGGGUCUGCAAACGCCCGGUAUUUAGGGAUAUGUUAUAAGAAGUCUCCGUCUACAAUCUUCUGGGUGGCCAACCGAGACAAACCUCUCAACAACGAUAGGGGUAAGGGUGUCUUACGGUUAAAUGAUCGAGGAGUUCUCCUCCUUCUUGAUGCCACAAACAACAACACCGUGUGGUACUCCAAUCAUUCAUCAAUCAGAGCAUAUAAUACUUUUGCUCAACUCUUGGAUUCGGGAAAUCUCGUGGUGAAAAAUGGAUAUGGUGGUGGUGACAGUGGUGACUUUGACCAACUCUUAUGGCAGAGUUUUGACCACCCUUGUGACACCUUAAUGCCGGGAAUGAAGCUUGGGUGGGAUGAAGAAACGGGUUUGGAUAAAUUUCUGUCAUCUUGGAAAAGUUCAGAUGAUCCAGGUCAGGGAGACUACGUAAUGAAACUAGACCGUAGAGGGUACCCACAAAUCUUUCAACUGAGUGGUUCCAAGGUGAUAGUUAGAGCAGGGUCAUGGAAUGGCGUCUCUUUCACGGGAUAUUCAAAACAUAGUCCGGAUCCAGUUGAAAAACUGGACUUUGUGUUGAAUGAAAAAGAGGCAUAUUACAAGAGUAGUCUUAUAAAUAAUUCAAUUUUCUCUAGAUAUAUAAUGACCCCUUCAGGCAUAGGGCAGCGUUUUGAUUGGGUAAUUCAAACAAGCAGCUGGCGGGUGAUGAACACUGCUCUUCCUGACUCGUGUGACAAUUAUGCCUUAUGUGGUGCAAAUUCUAUCUGCGACAUCAAUAGCAAUCCUGUUUGCAAAUGCCUGAGAGGGUAUGAACCCAAGAAUUUUAAGGAAUGGAAUGGGUCUGAUUGGAACAGUGGCUGCACUAAAAGGGUUUCUUUGAAUUGUGAUGCUAGCGAUGGAUUUAAGCAGUAUACAGGCGUUAAGCUGCCAGACACGUCAUCUUCAUGGUAUAACAUGACCAUGGCCCUUGAGGAAUGCAAGAGAACAUGUCUGCAAAACUGUUCUUGUACAGCAUAUGCAAGUUUGGAUGUUCGAGGUGAAGGAAGUGGCUGCUUGAUAUGGCUUGAUCAACUAGUUGACAUGAGACAAUUUCUUGACGGUGGACAAGACCUCUAUGUACGAGUUCCUGCUUCAGAGCUAGAUCAUUUUCGGGAUGAAGGCCAUGGAAGCAUUGGCAAGAAGGAGAUAGCGGCAAUUGUGGUUGGCUGUGCAAUAUUCGUAUCAAGUUUUAUGAUUUUUGGAUUGACUUUAAUUGCAAGGAAAAGGAGACUUCAAGAUUCGGGUAAAUGCUUAACUUUUCAAAUGAAUAUGUUUUGUCACUGUUCUAAAACUCUGAAUAUUGUCAUGAUCAACAACAAUCUAGUGGAGGAGGGCAUGGAUCUUCCAACAUUUGAUUUGUCAGUCAUAAUGAAGGCCACUGAUAAUUUUUCUACCGUUAACAAAUUGGGUGAAGGUGGCUUUGGGCCUGUAUACAAGGGUAUUCUAGAAGAUGGCCAAGAAUUAGCUGUGAAAAGGUUGUCCACAAAAUCUGAUCAGGGGUUGGAAGAGUUGAAAAAUGAAGUUCUAUUGAUAGCAAAACUUCAACACCGUAAUCUUGUGAAGCUUCUUGGUUGCUGCAUUGAAGGAGAAGAAAAGUUGCUGAUUUACGAGUAUAUGCCAAACAAGAGCUUGGAUCACUUUAUUUUUGAUGAAAGUUGUAGCAACUUGUUGGACUGGCUUAAGCGUUGGCAUAUCAUUCAUGGCAUUGCUCGAGGACUUGUAUAUCUUCAUAUAGAUUCCAGAUUAAGAAUUAUUCAUAGAGAUUUUAAAACCAGCAAUAUUCUUCUAGAUGCUUACAUGAAUCCAAAAAUAUCUGACUUUGGCCUUGCUCGCAUAUUUUGGGAUGAUCAAGUGGUCGCCAAUACUAACAAAGUUGUUGGAACAUAUGGAUAUAUGCCUCCUGAAUAUGCUGUGCGUGGACAAUUUUCAAUGAAAUCAGAUGUCUUUAGCUUUGGUGUAAUAGUACUAGAAAUUAUUAGUGGAAAGAAGAAUAGAGAGUUUUCUCACCCUUAUCUCAAUCUUCUUGGACAUGCAUGGAGACUGUGGAUCCAAGGAAGACCAUUGGAGCUACUGGAUGAAUGUUUAAAGGAAAGUUGUAGUCAAUUUGAAGUCGUAAGAUGUGUACAGGUAGGACUAUUAUGUGUGCAACAAAGAGCUGAAGAUAGGCCAGAUAUGUCAACUGUAAUUCUUAUGUUAAAUGGUGAGAAAUUGUUGCCACAACCAAAAGUUCCUGGUUUUUACACUGCAAGUGAUGUCCUCGUUGGUUCAAGUUCAUUACACCAAAUAUUCACACAGUUCUCACAAAAUGAAAUUUCUCAAAUGCUAGACGGAAGGGCUGGGCAGGGCAUGCCCUCUGCCCUCUGCCCAGCCCGAAAAAUGAGCGGGCUGCAUUUUGCGGCCCGCUGCCCUGCCCUGCCCAUAGAAGCCCUAACCAUUUUCGGACUGGGUGGCUUUGGACCAGUAUACAAGGGUAUUCUACAAGAUGGGCAAGAGCUAGCUGUAAAAAGGCUAUCAACAAAAUCUGGUCAAGGGCUAGAAGAGUUGAAAAAUGAAGUCGUGUUAAUAGCAAAACUUCAGCACCGUAAUCUUGUGAAGCUUCUUGGUUGUUGCAUUGAGGGGAAAGAGAAAUUGUUGAUUUAUGAAUAUAUGCCAAACAAGAGCUUAGACCACUUUAUUUUUGAUGAAGUUCGUAGCAAGUUGCUGGAUUGGCUUAAGCGUUGGCAUAUUAUUCAUGGAAUUGCUCGAGGACUUGUCUAUCUUCAUAUAGAUUCCAGAUUAAGAAUUAUUCAUAGAGACCUUAAAACUAGCAAUAUUUUGCUAGAUACUUCUAUGAAUCCAAAAAUAUCUGACUUUGGCCUAGCUCGCACAUUUUGGGAUGAUCAGGUUGAGGCCAACACUAACAAAAUUGUUGGAACAUAGCAUGGAGACUGUGGAUCCAAGGAAGAACAUUGGAGCUAUUGGAUGAAUGUCUAAAGGAAAAUUGCAUUGAAUGUGAAGUCAUAAGAUGUAUACAAGUAGGACUAUUAUGUGUGCAACAAAGAGCUGAAGAUAGGCCUGAUAUGUCAGUUGUAGUUCUAAUGUUAAAUGGUGAGAAAUUGUUGCCACAGCCAAAAGCCCCUGGUUUUUACACUACGAGUGAUGUUUCUCCUGAUCCAACUUCUUUUGACCAAAGAUGUACGCAAUUCUCACAAAACGAAAUUUCUCAAAGCAUGCUGGGGGGAAGAUGAUUCAGAGAAUGGCACAAGAAAUUCCAUCCAGCUUCAAUGUUCUUACCGCUUGUUGGAAUACCUGUUAUAUGGAUUUUUAUUUUUUUAAGUAUUAGAGA